Alternaria novae-zelandiae is the source of this 393-nucleotide messenger RNA. RefSeq lists its product as uncharacterized. The transcript is spliced from 2 exons. The coding region runs from base 1 to 393 and encodes 130 amino acids. Lineage: Eukaryota; Fungi; Ascomycota; Dothideomycetes; Pleosporales; Pleosporaceae. The record is from RefSeq and is a predicted model, not a curated record.
AUGUACCUGAAGCCCGAGCCACGCCCCUACGGUAUGGCAAAUGUCGGGAUGGAAGCUAGGCAUCCGAUGGCUUCCGCGCGAAACCCUGUAGGGCCACAGCAGACGCGCCCUAUCCACCCUGAGCAUAUCAAACAGAUCAUCGAGACAGCCGACCCGCGCGCUGUGCAAAAGGUGCUGCUCGAUCUUUGCCAAAUGUCACCGGCCUUUUCCGGCGCCCUCGUCCGUGGACUUGCGCCUCACUCUGCAUCCGCCCAGAGCCUGAUCAGCCAGCAACGGAUGCAGUCGCAUCAGCCCAAGGUCAAGAUUCAAGAUGAGGACGAUAGCGACGAACUCUAUGAGGCGGCGAAAAGAAACCUCCGGAAGUCGAGCUACAUCACGGCCUCAUGGUUCUGA